Messenger RNA from Cladocopium goreaui, 1628 nucleotides. The record is from the annotation of a GenBank genome assembly. NCBI's taxonomy places the organism in Eukaryota, Dinophyceae, Suessiales, Symbiodiniaceae.
UAAGGCGCCAUGAAGUGCAUGCCUGUGUGGCCGCUGGUGCCGCUGCUGCUCGUCGUUCUUGGUGAAAACUCUGAUGCCGACAGCGAGGAAAACUGUUUCCAGUUGAUACCAUCCACAGCUGCUGUGAACCAUCGCAGAAUCAGCCAAUGCCUCAGACUAGAACAGCGAGUGACAUUGGGGCCUGGGAUAUUUCUGCUUCCACAUGGUCUCAAGAUGCCUCCGAACAGCACACUGCAAGGCGCUCUUGCAGUAGGAUCACAAAAAACUUCAUUGAAUGCAUCCCUAGCAUCGCGAUUGCUCCUGGCGGUUCCAACAGCGAUUACGCACUCUCUUCUUGAAGUCUCUUCGGAUUCUUUGGUCAGUUCAGUCAUAUUGGAUGCGGGGGGAAAGCAACGAGAUGCUACUUGCUGCACAAGUGUGAUUAGUUUCAUCGGCAACAACUCCGUGAUCAGUGACGUCGAAGCGCUUGGCAGUCCCGCAGGCAUAGGUGUCCUAUUUGAAAGUCCAACUUCGCGCGAUAAUUUGGUGUUUAAAAUGCACGUGCACCACUGCUACUAUGGCAUUGUCUUUGUUGAUGGGUUGCGUUCUCAAGUCAACACAGUUGAGCAGAGCACAAUCGACGACAUCCAUUGCGAUGCGAUUUCCUUUGCUGGGUUUGGUCAAGUGCGGCGAAGUGUGAUUCGCAAUAGCGGCUUUGCAUGUGGUCCGCCUGCGUUUGGUGCCGGCGCUGGUUUUUUCUGCAAAGGAAAUAGGUAUGGAGCCCAAAUCGAAGACUCCAUCGUUUCCAACACCUGCGGCAUGUCACUUGAUGUAGAUUCGUGUUCACACCUGGAGGUGCGGAACAACAGCUUCAGCAAUACUGGCUACGAUUGGGAUCGCAACUUGACACAUUGCUGGGGGAUGCCAACCGCGAUUUUGCUGGACUCGCAGAUGUGCUCCAUCAACUACAACAGCAUGGAGAAUUCGCGUCCCUCCAACCGGAUCCGCUGGUCCGGUGACCCCCACCAAGUCUAUGGCCAGGUGGCAGCCCCACUGUUCUCGGACCUGCUGGAAGACAAUGAUACGAUUUUGAAUUUUGCUUUGCUACAUAGGCCCAAUGCUAUGGCCUUGCCUUCCAUUCAGAAUGAUGUUUCGAAUAACUCGUUCUUUUCUCGCUGCGAUGAAAACAAUUGCACCGGCCUGGCUUACUUUGCAGGCCGAGGCACUGGGCUGGAGAGCCAGAGACCACCUGGCCACCACUGGGGCGAAAGAUUGCCCAAACAGCCUUCCGAAUUCAACGGCAACGUCGUGAGUGAUAGUGAUGUUGGAUCUGUCCGAUGUGGUGAGAACUGGUAUGCUGCUGCCCAGCCAGUUUGUCCCGAAGAAUCCGACUGGCCCUGCAAUUUGGACGACUAUUUGCAUCCGGACCAAAAUUUCCGCAACGAUGAUUGUAGGGAUUACAUCUCUCCAACUCACCAGCGAUUUCCACCAGGCAAUGGAGAACUUCGAAAUCCUUUGCCACUGGCACCGCGGGAAGAUGUUUCCAUGUACCGAAGGCUCCGGGAUUUUGCGGCGUGGACACCCACUUCUGUGUCAAGUCCUUCGACAUCUGCACCUUUCGAACCUCUGUCUGCCUAAAGGCACCAAAA